Rodentolepis nana is the source of this 516-nucleotide messenger RNA. Lineage: Eukaryota; Metazoa; Platyhelminthes; Cestoda; Cyclophyllidea; Hymenolepididae. The record is from the annotation of a GenBank genome assembly.
AUGGGCAACACCCCAGGCACUUCAAAAAGGCGUUCCUCAAUUGAGGAUGAUUAUACAGGUGGUGCCGGAAUUAUGGGAAAUCCUUAUUAUCCACCAAAACGAAAGUUUAUUCUCCAAGCAUCUCAAGCUGUAAAUGAUGACGACCCUGUAGUAAGUAUUUUAACGGAAGGCCACACGAUUGAGGCGAUUGCGAAUCAAUUAAGGAAUUCUCGUAUCCAAGAUGGGCCAGAUCGACCAUGUGUUUUCAUGGACGUCGUUGGUAGUCCUGAAUCUUCUGGUGACACUCUUGACGAAACACCGGCUCACACAACUCUCCCGACCGUUUUCAAAUGGGAAGGAGGUGGAAAGGAAGUGUACAUUAGUGGAACUUUUAAUGGUUGGAAAUCUAAAAUCCCUAUGGUUAAAAGUAAACAGAACUUCUAUACAAUUAUUGAUCUUCCAGAAGGAGAACAUCAAUACAAAUUCAUCGUCGAUGGUCAUUGGAAACUUAAUAAAAAUCAAGUGAGUUUCAUUUAA